GGCUUUUGUCAAUCCUCUCCUUAUUAUAAACUCGGCCCAGGCGCCCAAACAUGAACGCCGUUCCAUCAGUGUUAGUACUUGCUCGCGAUAAGGACUUUCGCAGCCACAUUUCUCUCCCCGCCUCUGUCUACUCCACCAUGGACGACCUGCCCAAUUACCCUUCCCGGUCAGCCCGCCGCGUUCCACGUCCGCCAAAUCCCUUCGUUAGCUUGGAAGACGAUGAAGAUGUGGCAUUCGACACUGCACCAGAGUACUCCUCCACCGUCGAGUCCACCAAGGCUCCUUUCCCAGAUCACGACUUCAUGAACUCCUCGUCUCCUUCCUACUCGACUGCUCCCCUUCGUGGCCCUUCUCCUGAAACUGACAGACGACUCCAUAUCCCUGAUAACCAAUCUUCGCCCGAGCCUUCACCCGAUACCGACGAUGAGCCCAGGACACCGGCUGAUGAUGCGCAAAUCCACCUCCAGCUCGCUCGUGAGCUUCGCAAGACCCUCGGUUGCCCGUUCGACCCAAGCACGGGUACCGGUGCAUUCGACGCCGCUCGGCUGGGUGACCUGGACGAGCAGCUGCUUCGCUUUCCCAAAGACUCCUUUUCGGACCUUUGUUGGGCCGAAGCCGUGCGGGACGACGACGUCGAGGUGCAGCACCGAGCUGAGGUUACUGUCCCGAAGCUACAACCUGCUCCGAAGAGGCGAAUUAAGAGGAAGCCUGUGGCAUCUGAGCUAGAUAUUGAAGUGGGUACUACCCAGUAUUCCAACUCGCCUCCGUCGACCAGAAUCGGGAGUCCGCUGGUGUUCAGCGACCUUACCACUCCACGGAGCGCGAGCAUAUCUCUCCGGAGCCCUGGAGGUGAGAGCGUCGGCCCACCGGCAAAGCACGCCAAAAGCAUGAAUCUCCCAUACACCCGGCCCCUGUAUGCCGAAUCGUCGCCCGCGAUGGUUGUUCGUUCUUCCGCGCGCAAGUCCAGCCGAAUCAGCAAGCCUCUCCCGGACGUCCCGCCGCUCCCCCGCGUGUCGUCUCCGCUUUCUCACUCUCGCUUGCCGUACGCGCACAACCAUGCAGCACAGUCGACGGCGACGCUUGCGUCGCCAUGGUACGGGACCGGCUUGAGCAACCCUCGCGACUCAGUGCACUUCUUUCCGGCGGUGCCGAGGCAGCGCUCAUCUUCGACGGCCUCACGCUUCAAGCGAAAGAAGGCCAAGCCCAUCGGCUCGCCCACGGAACCGGUCCCUCCCAUGCCGCAUACGGCUACGGGCACGACUUUUGCAAGCGUCGGAUAUGGCGUCGGAUCCGGUGUGGGAUACACGCCACCGCCGCCUCAGCCUGACCCGUCGAGCCCGACCGUGGCAACUUUCAAGAGCAAGAGAAGCACGCCGCUGCGGAUCAUCUCCAAUGCGGUUGGCUCGCUCGGUCUCGCUGCUCGGCGGCGGACGAAGUCGACCCCUUCUCAGCGAUAAACGCAACAGCGGAUUUUUAUUCCGCCCUUUUAUGACUAAUGUUUGAACGAGCGACUUCUGGACUUUGGACUGUGUCUGCUUGGGUCUCCGAUAGUGCCUUUCUUUUAGCAUUUCUACUUCACGCCUGCUGCUCAUCAAUCUCUGUUUUCUUUCCCCUGACAUUUAGUCACUCCGCAUUUGUUUGUUUGUGCUCGUCUUCACAGUUGAUCAUCUGUCCUUUCCCGUCUCGUUUCCCCUAGUAACCUCGUACAACUCCCUUGCUCACUCAUUCACAGUGCUCAUACCAUCCACUCAACCUCCGCAUACCCCUCAUCGAUCAUCAUCCGUCCUCGUCACCGUUAU
Coniophora puteana RWD-64-598 SS2 is the source of this 1799-nucleotide messenger RNA. RefSeq lists its product as uncharacterized. Lineage: Eukaryota; Fungi; Basidiomycota; Agaricomycetes; Boletales; Coniophoraceae. The transcript has 3 exons. The record is from RefSeq and is a predicted model, not a curated record. Bases 51 to 1457 code for a protein of 468 amino acids.